Molecule: messenger RNA, 705 nt
Organism: Protobothrops mucrosquamatus (brown spotted pit viper)
Lineage: Eukaryota; Metazoa; Chordata; Lepidosauria; Squamata; Viperidae
Product: ALK tyrosine kinase receptor-like
Exons: 1
Coding region: 1-705 (234 amino acids)
Source: RefSeq, a predicted model, not a curated record
AUGAAAGGCGCUGGUUUCCCGCCGUUCCUUCUGGCUCAUCUCCUUAUCUUUGCCACUCGAGGGGCGACUGUGGACGCGGGCGGCCCCCUCCUGGGCUCUCGAGCUGGCGGCCAGCAGCCGCCCCGAGAUGCCCCGAGUUUCUCCCGGCAGCAGAGAAAGAGCUUAGCCAUGGAUUUCAUCGUGCCGUCGCUGUUCCGAACCUACCUGAGGGAGCUGGUGCUGGGUGACGGGGGCAGAGGCGAACCCUUGGGCCGGUUCAAGGCGCACUGCAGCCUGGUGCUGGACUGCCCGCCGCUUUUGCGCGCCGCUAGCUCUUGGCCGCCGAGGAGCGGAGCCGCAGAGCCCGCCGGCCGCGCCAGAACCCAGUCCAAGGUGCUGAAAGCCGGCGCGGUGCGCAAGCUGCGCCGCGCCAAGCAGCUGGUGCUGGAAGUGGGAGAGACCAACCUGAGGGACGACUGCGCCUGGCGGUCCGAGGCAGGAGUCGUGGCGACGGCGAGCCGGCUCGAGUUUACCCUGACCGAGGAAUUCAGCUGGUGGAUCCGCUCCGGGGAAGGCAGGCUGAGAGUUCGCUUGAUGCCCGAAAGGAAGGCGUCGUUCUUGGGCAGGGAAGGCAGCUUGUCAGCGGCCAUUAGGGCAUCCCGGCCCCGCCUAUUCUUCCAGAUGGCCACCAGAGGUGAGAGAGUAGUGGGUGACUUCUGCGCCUAG